UCUGGUUCAAAUUUAAAAUCUAUAAAAAUCCGUUGAUUUGGCAAACUUGUGUUGGAAAUCCUUCAAAAACGUGUUCGAGACAUUCGGUGCUCCGGGAUUGAGACAGAGAGCUGUGGUGCAGGACACAAGGCGGUCGCCUGGUCGCAACACAGAUCCAAUUUCCAGGGACAUGCCAACCAUGACACGCAUGCAUCGGCACUCCAGCUCCAAUGCCGUGGUGGAGGAGACGCGCGGCCGUCGGCGCGACGUUGGGGCCGAGGGAGAGGCGAACAAGGAGAACUACGGCGUGCACUUCAUGAGCAGCCCCUUCGGCAACGCCAGCCUGAUUGCCCUGCAGGACCUGAGCAAUGUGCACGGCAAGAGUCCGCAGCGGCGAAGCUUCAGCGAGGGCAGUGGACCGCGCCAGGCCACGCCGCAGCUGGCGGCUCUACGCUGCCUGCCCCGAGCUACAGCUGUUGCCGCUGUGGGUGUACCCGUCCUGGAGGACUCGCAGUUGUCGUCCUCGCGGAUGGGCGACACCACCCUGGAUCGCAUGCUGGACGCCAUCAUCGAGUCGGCGCGCAAGGAGGUCCGCUGCAAGCACACAACAGCAGCCACGACUGCUGCAGCCCCAGCGGCAGCCACCACUGUGCUGGCCGACUGCGGGGAGUGGAGCGAGAGCAGCGUCCACGAGAUGGAGGUGCGCACACCCACCCACCUGAAGCGGCAGCGGGUGGUGCGGCGCAAGAAUCCCCACAAGACAGCCAACACGGCGACCAGAGAUGGCCAGAGCCGGAGUCGCAGCCAGGGCAGGAGGCAGAGCGCGACGCCAGUCCAAAUGGAGCAUGUGCCCAGCACGAAGCGCUGCCUCAGCUUCUCCAGCUCCAGCUCCAGCUCCAGCUCCACGUCCAGCGACCUGGACGACGAUGAGCAGCUGGCCAAGCGCAGCUCGAUGGCCUCCACCACAUCAUCGAGCCACUCCAGUGACAGCCAGCGGGGCAGCAUUGAUCUGAGCAUCGUCUACGAUGCCCAGCAGCGACAACUGAAUGUACACGUCAUUCGCUGUCGUGACUUGCAGCGUUCUCAUGGGACUGGCACUGGCAUCUAUGCCUACGUCAAGGUGGCUCUGGCACCCGCCCAGUCAGCUCAGCCAGCCAUGAGCUCGGGCUUUCAGCGCACCGCCGUCCACCGCCACUCGAGCCGUCCGUACUUUGAUCAGCGCUUCAGCUUCCCCAUUCCGCAGGCGGAGGACUCAGCCAAUCAGCAGCUACAGCUGGCCGUAUGGCAUCGGGAUCGCCAUUUAAAACGCAGCGAGUUCCUGGGCAGCAGCACCUUCCCGCUGAGCGAGCUUCUGGCGGAGAGCCACAGCGUGAGCGGAUCCUACAAGUUGCAGUCACAGUCGCAGUCGCAGUCGCAGGCAUGCCUUAGUAGCUGUCGCAGCAGCAGCAGCCGGAGCAGCAGGAGCAGCAAUCACGAAGAGCAGCAGCAGCAGGAGCAGCAGCAGCCAGCACUGGCAGAGGGUUCCGUUAUGGCCACCACCACAGCCACAGCCACAGCCACGCCACAAAAGUCGUCAGCAGCGGCUGCGGCGGCGGCAGCAGCAGCCAUGAACCUGGACGAGGUCAUCAGCAUCAGCAUCGACAGCAUGGCCGGAACGACGACAGUGGGCAGGGACGAGUGCCUGCUGCAGGCGCAGCAGCCGAUGAAGCUGAGCAAGAAGGCGCUCCAUCAGCGGGACGCGGACGAGAAUCUCUUUCUGCGCUUCCUCGAGCUGGAUCCGCCUGCCGAUGGCAAUGCGAACAGCACCACCAACGCCACCACCGGCGGCGGCAACAGCACGUCCAGUGGGGCGGGCGGCGGAGCAGCGCCGAGCGGUGGGGCAAUCGCGGCAGCCAUCUGCAACGUGAACGCCAAUGUGAGCAACGCCAAUCACCUGAACGGAGCCAGCGGCAGGCGGCAGUCGACCAUGGCCAGUGGGGGCAGCGGGGGGAGCGCCGGCAGUGGACAGCGGCCGCUGGGACGCACGCCCUUCACGAUGACACGGCGACUGACGCGAACGGAGGAGCGGGGAUUCGGCUUCUCGAUUGUGUGGACGCAUCCGCCGCGCGUCGAGAAGGUGGAGGCGGGCAUGUCGGCGGAUCGCUGCGGCAUCCUGCCCGGCGACUAUGUGAUCUUCGUGGACAAGCACAAUGUGGUCACGAUGCCCGAGGCUGAUGUUCUGAAUUUGAUACGAUCGCAGGGCUCGACCUUGACGUUGGAGAUAUUCAGAAGGUCAGGCGCGGGCGCCACAAUGGCCAUUGAGACAGCCACCACAACGGCGACAGUCGCCGCCGCAUCCCUGUCCACAUCAAUGGGAACAGCGGGAUCCGGCACUGGCACUGGCACUGGCACGGGAAUGGCAAUGGCAACAGGAAUAGGCAUGGGAGCCGGUCUUUCCCUCUCCUUGGGCAACUCCAAUGCCAAUGCCAUCACGCAGCAGCAGCAGCAGCAGCAGCAGCAGCAGCAAUCCCGUCAGCAGCUGGUGCUGGGCCUGGAGCGUGAGGAUCUAAGCAGCAACACGACAAACAUGAUGAGCUGCUCCCUGCAGCGGACGGGCAGCUCGAGGCCAGCCGCCCAGCCACAGGCGCAGCUGAGCAACAACUUCUCGCGCCCGGCGACCGCCUGCUCCGGCACCACCUCCUCCAUUGAGGCCGCCAAGCGGCGGCUCCACCUGCCGCAGGUCACCUUCAGCAAGGAGUCGAUUGUGCCCAUAACGGACAAUCGGCGUCGCUUCCUCCUGCAGCUGAUUAGCCGGGAACAGAACUUCACGUCGGCAUUGCACUUUGGGGUGGAGCGGUUUGUGCAGCCGCUGCUGGAGCGCAAGGAUCUGAUAUCGCCGAACGACCACCGGACGCUGUUCCAGAACAUUGACGAGCUGCUGCGCAUCGCCGAGGACAUACUGGAGCAGCUGUGCAGCGGCGACCAGCACCAGCACCAGCAGCAGCAGCAGGAGCAGGAGCCGCAGAUGAACUUCGCCUCGAGGGUGUACCUGUCCAAGACGACGGCCAUCUGUGCGGCCUACAAGAAGUACUGCAACGGCAUCAAGCGGGCCGACUGCGUGCUGGUGAACAAGUCGCGGCAGACGGGCUCCGAGUUCAUAGCCUUCAUCACGGAGCCGGUGGUGCCGCGCAAGCGGCCGGAUCUCACCAUGUUCAUCCACCGUCCGCUGCAGCACUUCCGGGAGAUCCUCAAGCUGAUGCAGCUGCUGGCGAGCAACUGCCACGUGGACACCGAGGAGCACAAGAACUUCAGCAGCGUGAUCGGGGAGCUGCAGGCGGCCUACCGCGAGAUCACCGUCAGCAGCGGCCUCAUGGAGCCCCUCGGCGAGGGCCGGCCCCUGCUCACGCUCCAGGACCUGGAGUCCCGCAUGGUCUUCACCAAGUGCAAGCCCUUCACGCUGGCCGUGCAGGGUCGCCAGUGGAUCUUCGGCGGUGAUCUGUCCCGCGUCGAGGGUCGCUCCAUCAAGCCCUACUGGACGCUGCUCUUCAGCGACAUCAUCGUCUUUGCCAAGGUUAGCCGCGACCGCGUGCUCUUCAUCACCGAGGAGCCCGUGCCCAUAGCCAAUGUAGUCGACUCCUGUUUCCACAUGCGCAAGAAGACCACCGAGUUCCGUUUGACUGUGGAUCCGAAUGGGCGGCUGGCCGAGAGCCCCACCGGCUACUGUGCGCCCGAUCUGAGCCGGACACCGAGACGCGGCGCCCGCCGCAAGAGCCUCAUCCUGCGCGCUCCCUCCCUCGAGCUGAAGGCCGUCUGGCAGAACCUGCUGCAGCGCCAAAUAUUUCUGGUGAAUGCGGCACUGGGCUCGACGCCCCUGUCCAGCCCGCUGGACUCGCCGGAUGUGCUGAACACGCUGGUGCCGCUGAGUGAUAUCGGCAUGACCUCCGCCUCGAUGGCCUCGAUGAAGCUGCCAUCGCUGGACAGCAUCAACCUCAAGCAGCAGAAACAGCAGCAGCGUAACAGCUCCCACGGCCAUGGGCACACGGGGCCAGGUGCUGCCGCCGCCGGUAGCCACGGCCAUGGACACACACACGGACAUGCCGUGGAGCAGAUCGAGCUGCUGAUCGACGAGAAGUGCCGCAUCCUGAACAAGACCGGCACCCCCAAGUCGAGCGCUCUGCAUCUGGCCAACUGGAUGAAGGGCCAGCUGGACAAGCAGCAGCAGCAGGCCCGACUGGCGGCCAUCGCCCGCUCGCAGGAGAACAUCACCGCCGAGGACGAGCAGCUGAUCUUCAACAGCGACAGCGAACAGGACGAACGCAUCACCUACUGGACGCGACAGCAGCUCGAGAAGCGCACCAAGGAGCUCAACCUGGCCAAGGAGAAUGGCGUUCUCUCCGCCAAGCCCAACUUCGGUGGCAAGCGACUCAGCGGGGUCGAGGAGCUCAGCAUGAGCGCCGCCUCAGACAUCUACUCGGAGGCGGAGGCGGCUGCUCACAGCCAGAUCAGCCAGUCGCACAGCACCACAUCGGACAGCCAGAUAACGGUACGCUCGAGCCCCAUUGUGCUGGACAAGCUGGCCGUGUGCCGACACUGCCACAAGAAUUGCCAGCAGAGUGGCGCCGGCGGCGGCGGCGGUGUCGGUGGCGUCAAUAACUCCAGCUCCACGCCGGUGCUGCUCUGCAACUCCCUGAAGGUGCAGCAUAGCCAAUCCUCGCCGAAUCGAUGCUGCAAGCUGAACGGCAUGGCUGGCGGAUCGGGCACGGGCACGGGAGCUGGCACCGGCACCGGCACGAGCAGCGUGACCAGCAUGUCCAGCAGCACCAUCACGGGGGAGCUGUCCUCGAAGGUGGUCGCCAGCAGCAGUCGCCGGGAGACCGGCGACACGGAGAGCGACGUGGCCCAACUGAUCACCGAUGAACUGUCCCUCUCCCAAUCAGAGGCCACGGACGAGAGCGUUGGCGCCAUUCCCAACAGCAGCAGCAGCGCCGGAGACGGCUCCAAACUACGAAUUCUAGAACCUCAACCAGCGGCGGUGGCAUCGGUGGCAUCUGGGGCAACGGUGACUCCACCUAUGGCAAAUGGCCAUUGCUCAGGCGGUUCACCGAAACCCUUGCCACCACCACGACGCACUCGCAUCGUGGCCCAGAUGUGCCAAGAGCCUGCCCGACCACGGGCUAACCAGCAGGUCAAGGCCAUAGUGACGAUCACGGAGACGGCACGGAUCAUGCGCAGCAGCGAGCGCACAGCCCACUCCGUGGGAUCGGGCGGAUCGGGCUCGAUGUCGGGAUCGCCAGCCAAAUAUGCCGCCUGCCACUGCCGCUGCACUCCUGAGGACUUUACGCACGCCCAACUCUCGCCGGACAAGAUGGAGCACCAGACCUGCAAGCUUCUGGAGUCGCCCAAACGGACGGCAACCACCACAUCCACAUCCACAUCCACAGCCGCACUGACAGCGGCCCAGCGGCAGGAGGAUGAGCAGUUGUCGCUGGUGCUGAUUGGAUUGGCCCAGUUUGCGCCGGCAGCCAAGCUGUGUGGGCAGGAGCAGGCCCGGCCUCCACCUGCACUGCUCCCACAGGGACAGAGCAACAGGGAAGAUAAUUCCACACCCACGAUAGCCGUGGUGCCACCCACGCCCGACGCCGUGCUCACCAAGACGAGCACCCAUGUGUGGGACAAUAGCGGAGGAGGAGGAGGAGGAGGAGCUGGAUCUCCUGGAGCAGAAGUGGCCACCAGCAGCACGACCACCACCACGGCGAAGCAGCCACGGCAGGCGAUCAUUGAGAACAUACCCGAGGACUCGUGCGACGAGUCUCCGUUGGACGAGGAACCUCCAUACAGGCCCAUGACCAAUGCCCUGAGGCGUUUCGGCACCAUGUCCAGCCUGGAGAAGCUGCCCUCCGACGACCGCAUGGACGAGGCCGACGAGCUGGACGAUGACCUGGAGCCCUACACAUCGAAUGGCCAUGACGACAGCCCCAACAACGAUGAUGACAGGGAUGGCGACGAGGAUGAUGAGGACGAUGCAGCCUCGGACAAGGCGCUGGCCCAGAACCUCAACGAAUUGGUUGGCUGCUCCAGCUCGACUGGUGCCAUGGCCAACGGGGAUGUGCUGGCCAGUGGGGCCUGGACCAAUCGUGCUGGGGCCUUUGUCUCCGACAAGAUGUCCUUUUUCGAGGAGUCGCGUGCCUUCAUCGACAAGUACUUGGGCCGCUGGAGUGCCGAAGAUACCCAGGAGCAGCCGCAGCAGACGGCCACCUCCGAGACGGACGAGCAGAUGGACGAGUGCACCUCGGGGGCGACCAGUGGCGAGGAGGUCUGGGGCACACCCACCAGCGGCGGGGACAACGAAGACAACGACAUGCAGCUGAUCAACUCGGAGAAUACGCAUUCGUCACCCACCAAGUCGAGCACCUCGCUGAACGAUGACGAUGACACGGAGCUGAUGAUGGACGAGCUACUGAUGGCGCCGCCCAUGACGGCCAGCACCAUACGGGGACUGCUGCCACGCUUUUACAGACGUCGUCUUGAGCCCCUUUUCGAGGAGGAGACCGAGAGCGACGAAGAGAAAACCCAACAGGACAGCGAUGACAUCAAAAAGGGGGAAGCAACGACAAAUGGCCACUACCUAGAGGAUUCAGCUGGAAGCUCAAGCGACGAGGCAGCCCAAGUGGUGCCGGAUCGGGAGGAGGAUCCGGAGGAGGAGAGGCUGCAGCUGGAGCAGGAGGCGACACAGGAGCAUGUGGGCUAUCAACAGCAGAGAUUGCAACCGAACCUGGGGCCACGUCCAUUGCGCACUACCAUGCUGCUGCCCACUACGGCCAUAACCACGCAGAUGGAACCGUCACCACCACCACCACCAGCACAGCGAGUGGGUGCACUGCCAGUGGUGGGCUUAUCCUGCGAGUAUCUGCUCGAUCAGCGCCCCUCUACACGCUCGACACCCGCAUCGCACACGACGAGGUUGUCCACGAUGCCAGCUACGAUCAGCGGGCCAGGGACCGGGAGCGGGCCAGGGCCCGGUGCAGAGACAGAGAAAGGGAACUCCACCACGAUGCCAUCAUCUCGGCAGCCUCAGGCUCCGGCUGCAGCAGCGACAACGGGCAGGACGACGACGAUGGCGAGUCCAGCUCCCUCGUCGACUACUACAACAAUCAGCAGCGGGAGCGGCACUACGAGCUUCGGCGGCAGAGCCAGCGGCAGGCCAGCGAGGUUUAUACCACCGCCGCCGCCACCGCGUCGAUUGCUGCUCACGCAGACCAAUCUAAGCGCUGCACCACCCAAAACGGAGCAACCUCAAAGAAAAUCUGGCGCUACUGCUGACAGUGGCUACUCGGCGGCUGUCGGCGACGUCGCCAGCGCUUCGGACCCAAUCGCUAUCGGGUCAAGGACAAUGCCAGCGGCGACUACCAGCAGCUCUGUGGCGGUGCCGGCACCAUCCCAAAAACGUCAAUCGUCAACGAUAAUCGAGACCUGCCUGCUGGGGGCACCCAGGCCCGCCUCAGCCACUUCAUCAGCAACAGCCUCGAGGAUACCAAAGCCGAGCCGUGCGAGUCCCGAGACCCCCCACCGUCAGAGCAGCCCGGCUACAGUGGGGCAGCCAGCGCCAGCGUCAACGGUGGAGCAGGUGCAGCCACAAGCGGCCACGACAGCGGAGGGAAGCGGAGUAGAUCAACGUUCGGGACACGCUGCCCCAGCGCCCCACGCUGGCUGCGGCCUAAGUCCAAGGCUGGAAAUGCGGCUGGCCCUCAAUCACGACAUCCUCGGGGACGAGGACUUGAUCUGCUACGAGCCUGGUCCAGAUCUAACAACUAUUCUGGGGCACGACCUCUCCACAUUUCAUCGUCUGACGGGUCGCGAUUUAUUGAGUCGUUCAGCCACGAAUCGGGUGCAGCCAAAAGAGGCUGUCAUAUCGUACUCUCAACAACGCAACUCAAAGAUGGACACGCCGACGGUGAACCGUCGUCCGCGUCCGGUCUCGGCCUCCGUGCAGAGCAAUCACAGCAGCAGCAGCCACGGCAGUCCACGUACCGCUGGUUCAGCUCGUGCCGGCGGCGAUCCACGCAGCAGCCAGCGGGCCAGCAGUCCAGGACCAUGGACCAGUUCUGGCUAUGCGGCUCGAGCCGUCGCAGGGAGCGCAAGCGGCGCCGACAGCAGCAUCGCCUGCAGCUCCAGCAGAGGCGGGAGCAAAUUAGGCGAUCUGGAAAUCUUAGCGAGACGCGAGAAGAUAUACUGCAUGUCUCAAUCGAGGAGUGGCUGUCAAGUCAGGGAGACAUCCACGACCUCCACAACGAUGGUCGCAACGAUGACGGGGAUGGCGAUGGGUACGGGGAUGGGGAUGGGGAUGGCAUCGAAACGCGACUCUUCCUUGCCCACCCAAGCAGUAGCAGCAGCUUCUCUGACGAGGACGAUGAGUACUACUUCGAUGGACGGAGCGGACGGAGCCACCAGUACCACAACAACAAUGACUGAAGCAUUCCUCGAAACGGAAGUGGGCAAGUCGAAGCGAUUAAUCAACUUUAUUAAGCGUCGCAACUCUGAGAUAACCGCUAGUAGCAGCAGCAGCACCCCCAACCACUCCGACGGAGCCCUUGGCGAGCAGCCCCAACCGAGCCAGACUCAGAGUCAGAGCCAGACUCCGAGUCAGAGUCACAGCAGUCUGCUGCCGCAGGGCACGUCUCAGGCGACCGAAGCCGCGGAGAUGGCACAAAUGUCGCCACGCAAGGAUAAUGACAAGCCAUCUCUGAAUCGCCGCCUGUGGAAGCAAAUCACCAAACGCCGACGCACCAACUCCGUGUCCCAAAUAGUCGCUGGUUAAGGUGUCAUCCCAUUUCCUACUCCCAACUGCUAGUCAGCAUCCAGCAUCCAGCAUCCAGCAUAACCCCCUGCGAUCCUUAGCCAGUGCAUAGCUUUUAUUGUGUUCUGUGGGUAGAUUUUAGUUAAUCAUAAGUUGAGCACGACGGAUCCGAAGGGCAGCCCAUCAACUGGAGAACGGACUGGAGUCCGUGGCAGCAAGUUUGGCCUGUGGCCCUUACUGGACCGGAAUUAUGUGGCGUUAUGCUGCUGCUACGGAUGUCCGGAUGUGCGGAUCUACUAGCGGGCUGCCACUCACCCCAUGGACUGGCAUUGAGCAAAAACCAAACUGAGAAAAAAACUACCAAAACACCAACAGCAAGCAAACAGGAAACAAGGGGGGGAAAUAUUAGAGUAGAGUACGAGUACGCUAAGUUUUUUUGAUACAACUUUGUAGGUGGUGAGUUCCGGGUAUCGAUCACACCGAACACGGGCCACUCUAGGCGUCCGAUUGCGUCCAAAAUGAAUCUCCUGCCAGCAGUUGGCAGUGCCAGUGGGGAGGCAGGAGGCCAAAGGACUCAGUCCAACCCAAAUACGGUAAAUAAAUACGACAACGAAUGGCAGUAAGACGAGACAGUGAGGCGAUGAAGGUGGUGGGGCACACAACAAAACACACACACACACACACACACAUGCAAUCCAGCCAAAUGAAAUAAGAUUGUAGAGAAAUUCGAGGACUAUUUUUUAGAGGAGAGAUGGAUGCAUAUAAAGAGCAUUCAUUAGCAAUUAUACGAGCAGGAGGAGUACGAUUGGCCUAGCAGUUGGGUUGUUCGGGGCUGUUCGGGGGGUAGGGCUUUUGAUAUUGGUUCGUGUGUGUUGUAGCGUUUAGUUCUAGUUCUCAAUUAAACAAUGAAAUUGCCUUACGUAUUCAAUGAACUAUUGUAUUGGUAGCUUCAAGUAGUGAAUCUUUAUACAUACAUUUUACGCAUUAUUUUGCAAUUGUCCAGCAAUGUCAGCAAACAGCAAAAAGCAUCAGCAAAGCAUUCAGCAAAGCAUUCAGCAAAGCAUUCAGCAUUCCGCAUUCAGCAUUCCGCAUCAGGCUUCAGCAGUCCGUAGUAGUACGCCAAUAAUGAAUUUUAAUGAAUUUAAAUUUCACAUUUUUCUCAACAACUAUUUACAAAUACAAAGAAACUUUUGCAUCAGAGUCUAAUACAAGUGUAGCGAAAACUUUGCAGUUUAUUUCACAUUGAAAUUGAUAAUAUGAAAUCGAAAAAUGUUUAGAAUGCGCGAUGGAGAUGGAGCGAGCUGAGAUGCCAUGAAAUUAUACGAGUUAAUAACGACAAACGAGAUGAAGUACAUUUAUCAGCUUUAAUAGAAAAUCUAAUAAAUAUAUAAAUAUAUAUUAUACAUGAAUCUAACUAGUUCUAGUCCGUAGAUAACUAAUUGAUAUACGAAUUACUCUUCAAUAGGGUGGCCAAUAGGUGUGGACGUGGACGUGUACGAGUACGCGAUCGAGCUAUUAGGCAUUUACCAAUCUCACACUCCCUGGGCAUGGCAUACCCAUUGAUUCAGCACGUAUCCGCGUAUCACGUACCACGAACAGUGUGUCUCAGUAUUCAGUAACUUACUUUGUAAAACUCAAACACUGACACACACCAACAAAACAAAUCCGAUUACUCGAAUUGGCGUUUGGGUAACACUGAUGAUGUUUUUUUUUUCGGUCAAAUAUUGUCUUUUAGUGCAGAUGUGAAUUUUCCUCUUGAAAUUCAAUAAGAAAUUCAAUUAUUUAAAGAUGAAAUUAC
This is a messenger RNA of Drosophila subobscura, 10550 nucleotides long. RefSeq names its product serine-rich adhesin for platelets (gene PsGEF). Gene Ontology annotation, molecular function: protein binding; guanyl-nucleotide exchange factor activity. The coding region runs from base 170 to 8773 and encodes 2867 amino acids. The record is from RefSeq and is a predicted model, not a curated record. NCBI's taxonomy places the organism in Eukaryota, Metazoa, Arthropoda, Insecta, Diptera, Drosophilidae. Gene Ontology annotation, cellular component: nucleus; plasma membrane. The transcript is spliced from 18 exons. Gene Ontology annotation, biological process: signal transduction.